Messenger RNA from Phycodurus eques (leafy seadragon), 4419 nucleotides. Its product is annotated as polycomb protein suz12-B-like. The transcript is spliced from 17 exons. Gene Ontology annotation, molecular function: chromatin DNA binding. NCBI's taxonomy places the organism in Eukaryota, Metazoa, Chordata, Actinopteri, Syngnathiformes, Syngnathidae. Gene Ontology annotation, cellular component: nucleus; ESC/E(Z) complex. The coding region runs from base 343 to 2457 and encodes 704 amino acids. The record is from RefSeq and is a predicted model, not a curated record.
GCUACCUCAAGUUGGCAAAAGGCGCUCAAUUACGAUUUACGCAAAUUUGUUUUAAAUUGUGGACUCGAAACCACUCAAUGUAUAUCACAAGUGUAUGCUUCUGUUUUAUUAAUUCAUUGUCGUUUUCGUAAUUUUCUACGGCAAAUGCGAAGAGUCGUGUCGCGCUAGUUAGCUAGCUGGGCUAAGGAAGUUUAGCCAAAUAGUUAGCUGCCGAGUGGCGGCGUUGGCUUGUUCUCGUCUCCCGCAAAUGGAGCCCCGAGGCCGGCCUUUCUAACUCCUCCGCACCGAAACGUCCCACAGGAGCCUGGCUCGGAAAUCACAAGCUUUCCUGGUUUCCUGCGGAUGGCUCCACACAGGCAUGGCCCCUCGGCCGGAGGCCACCCUGUGGCGAACGGACCGUACCCCCCGUCCUCCUCCGACGCCAAGAAGCCCAACAUGCAGCUGGUCCAAGACGACCACGAGUUGUUCCUGCAGGCCUUCGAAAAGCCUACCCAAAUUUACAGGUUCCUCCGCACCAGGAACUUGAUCGCUCCCAUAUUCCUGCACAGGACUCUCACCUACAUGUCACACAGGAACUCGAGGAAGAACAGCAAAAGGAAAAGCUCCAAGAUGGACAACCUGCUCUUCCGAGCAGAAAAAAUGCAUGGAGAACAAGAACCACAUGGCUUGGCGUCCAAUUUGCAGCUCACCUUCACCGGCUUCUUCCACAAAUCAGGGACACCGUCUCAGGACUGUGAGAACGAGCAGACCUCCGUGUCUCUCGAGGUCCUCCUUGUCAAAGUCUGUCACAAGAAGAGGAAGGAUGUGAGCUGUCCUGUUAAGCAGGUCCCCGCCGGGAAGAAGCAGGUUCCACUCAACCCGGACUUAAGUUCUUCUGGCGGCCGCUGUGCUGGCAGUCCGGGACAUUCCGGAAACUUUCCAUCCUUGCUUGUCCCAAGCAGCGAGUUUGAAGCCAGCAACUCUCACAUGGUCAAGUCCUACUCACUGCUUUUUAGAGUGUCCCAGCCAGGGUAUGACCACAUGCUCCUCCACAAUGGGCUCGCCAACGGAGAGGCGUGCCACCACAGAGAGCUCUCAGAGGUAAUGAUGGCCAGGAAGAGGCGGGCCUCUCCCCUCAGGGAGGACGGAGGAAGCACACUGGUGGCUCAGAUGACCGUUUUUGAUAAAAACAGACGUCUGCAGCUGCUGGACGGCGACUACGAAGUUUCAAUGCAAGACUUGGCACAGCAAAGUCCUCUCAACAACAUGACAGCAACGUGGGAGACCAUACUGGACACGAAGCACUUGCCUCCAUUGGAGGCGUUCUGUGAUGGUCCCACUCUUCACUUCACACUUCGAUGGACCAAGGACCUCUGCGACGGUUCCACGGCUCCCGUCGCCAAACCUCUGGCCACGCGCAACACGGACGCCAACCAGGAGGGCAAAGUGGCCGUCACACUGAGGAACACGCCACACUCCGCACACACUGUGAAAGAAACCCUCAACACAGACAAAGUCCACACCAGAACCAGAGAAUACGUGUCAGCGCAAUCUCGACCAAAACUACGCAUCUUCUACCAGUUCCAGUACAACAACAACAGUCGGCAGCAGACCGAGGCCAGAGACGACCUUCACUGCCCUUGGUGCACUUUGAACUGCAGGAAGCUGUACAGUCUGCUAAAACACCUCAAGCUGUCUCACUCGCGUUUUGUCUUCAACUACGUGCCUCAUCCCAAAGGAGCCAAGAUCGAGGUGUCCAUCAACGAGAGUUACGACGGCUCGUACGCGGGGAAUCCUCAGGACGUACACAGCCAGCCGGGAUUCGCCUUCAGCCGCAACGGACCCGUCAAGCGGGCGGCUGUCACUCAGGUCCUGGUCUGCAGGCCCAAGCGCAGCAAGCCAAGUCUGUCCGAGUUCCUGGAGUGUGAGGGCGGCGAGAGCGAGCGUCCCUGGUCCUACGUGAGUGGACACAACAGACUUUACUUCCGGAGCGACAGCUGCGUGCCCAGAGCGCCGCAGGAGAUGGACGUGGACAGCGAGGACGAAAGGGACCCUGACUGGCUCCAGGAGAAGACCGCCAAGCAAAUCGAGGACUUCACGGACGUGAACGAGGGCGAGAAGGAGAUCAUGAAGCUGUGGAACCUUCACGUCAUGAAGCACGGUUUCAUCGCAGACCACCAGAUGAACGAGGCGUCCCUGCUGUUCACUGAGCUGCACUGCGCUCACCUAGUCCGCCAAAACCUGCGCCGCAACUUCCUGCUUCACCUGGUCAGCAUGCACGACUUCAACCUGGUCACCACCAGAACCAUCGACCAGGCCAUGGCCAGACUCCAGGCUGCCGCGCACGGGGGCGAACCCCCAGAGGAGGAAGACGAAUGGGAGACGGCGGUGGAGUCUCUAACAGAGACGGACCUUGAGCCGUCCCGGUGUGAAGACGCCAGCAGGUGGCAAGAGAGUCACACCGCUGUUUUAUACUGACCAAUGGCAGAACCCCAACAGAACUUUGUGAUUAUGAUUUAAAUGAUGGAUCAUGGAGACACCCGAAGGGCAUGAUUUCCUGUUUUAUGAUCCUAAGACUUGAAGAAUUUGUCAAGUCAUACACCCCAAACUGAAAUUUUGGGUUUGGAACCUUCAAUCAGCUUUUAGGACUUCGAGACUGAGGAACUGUAGGUCGUGGAGACACCAAAACAGCAUGUUUUCCAGUGUGUUAUCCAAGAACUUGCGGACUUCGUCCACGUUAGUAGAAACCCUAAAAUGAACUUUUGGGUUUGAAACCGUCAAUCAACUUUUUGGAAUUUCAGGUCUUUGAGACUAAAGAAUCACAGAGAAACCAGAAUAUCUUGUUUUCCUCUUUGUUAUUCCAAAACCUGAGGAAAUGUUCAAUGCUCCUGAUGUUGGGUGUCAGUGUAACCUGACCAAUGAGUGGGGGUUGGCCAGAAACCCAAAACUAUACUUUUUGUUUGAAACAUUAAGUCAACUUUUAGCACUCAAACAUUGAUUCUAGUCAAGACCAUAAUUGUUCCUGUUUGUUGUCCAAAAACCUUGUCUAUGUUACUCGAAAACUCCAAAAUUCACUAUAGGGUUUGGAACCUUUAGUCAACUUUUGCAACGUUUAGGAUGUCAAGACCAAAAAGGUCUCGUUCAUGAAGUGACCAGAAAAUAAGGUUUUCCUCUUGGCUUUCCGAGAUCUUCAGGACUUUGUCCAUGGUCCUAACUGGUCAAUGAUGGCAGAAACCCCAAAAAUUGACUUUUUGUUUCGAAUGCUAAGCAGACUUUUAGGACGCCAAGACUGACUCUGUAUCAAGAAGACACCAAGACUUCAUGUUUUCUCUUUAUCCCUGGACUCGAGGGCUUUGUACGCAGUCCGAUUUACUAGAAACCUGUGCAAAAUUCCAAACUAUAUAUAGACUUUUAUCGUUUGGAACCAACUUUUGAAUUUUAGGGCCCUUAAGACUGAUUCUGGAUCAGGGAGAGACCAGGACAUUGUUUUCAUUCUUCUUAUCCAAAAACAUCAGGAUUUUGUGCAUGUUCCUGACCCUUGCACAACCCCAAAAUUGACUUCUUCUGGAUCGAGGAAACACCAGAACGUUUUUCUGUUUGUCAUAAAAUUUGAGGACUCUUGUUUAUGUUCCUAAUGUUUAGUAUCAGUGUAAACUGAUCAGUGAACGGAGGGCAACCAGAAACCUUCACAGAAGCCCACAAUUUAAUUUGUUUGGACCGGUCAAGACAACUUUUUGGACUAUUAAGGAUGUCAAGACCGCAGAAUUCUGGAGCAAGUUUUCCAAAUCCCAAAUUUUGACAACUUUGUCCAUGUGAAAAACUUGGAUCCACCAAAGAGGACUGGGGGUUCAGUUUGAGAGUCUGAUUCGGUUCAAAGAUUUCAUUUAUAAUUGUCAGAAUAUCUCCAACGGUGCUACUUUUUUCUCUUCAUAAUCUGAUCCAGAAUCUGUUUUGUUCCUUCUGAGCCGAUGUUGCCUUUUGCCAAUGUGGAAUUGUUUGAAAGAUCAGCAGAAAAUGAAGGUCCAAAAUCCAAAGUGAAGCCAGCACAGAGCAGAAGUGCCUUACAAUUGUAUUCUUUCAGAGCCCAGCAGGGGGUGCAAUACCCCACACAAGCUGUUAAAUAGAAGACUUGAUUUGCUUUUGUUUUUCCUGCUGGUCUCAUUAGUUUCCGUGAAGGGAAAAAAAAAAAAAAAAAAAGACCAAUCAAGUGUGCGUUCUUAGAUGCAAUUCCACUCUGAUACUAUUGAUGUCCAUGUUACGAUGAAACAACCAAAACCUGACACAAUUGACACCAUGCAUCUGUUCGCUAAAGCGUGUGCGAAAAGGCUAAAAGUGUUUUUGUUGUUCCUUCACUCCGCAGCAGCAGGAUUUUUUUGCACAACAAAAUGUUCUACUGGCCUGCUAUCACCUUUUAUUAUUAUUAAAAAAGGCACAUUUGUA